This is a messenger RNA of Acipenser ruthenus (sterlet), 3728 nucleotides long. Its product is annotated as protein PHTF2-like. The record is from RefSeq and is a predicted model, not a curated record. NCBI's taxonomy places the organism in Eukaryota, Metazoa, Chordata, Actinopteri, Acipenseriformes, Acipenseridae. The coding region runs from base 312 to 2594 and encodes 760 amino acids. Gene Ontology annotation, cellular component: endoplasmic reticulum. The transcript has 19 exons.
UCUAAGCAUUACGGUAAUAAGUCAGCCUGCAGCAACUCGUAGAGAGAGGUCGGAAAGAAAAAGAUUUAGAGAGAAAAUAAUUAACGCUGUACGGUGCAGUUAGUCAGAACAGAACCCAUCAAUAUAGCAAAUCAUUAUUCAAAAUAACAACUGAUCUGAAAAAUACCACCUAGAAAAACCUGGGCUACCGGAAACAAACUGAGAACCACUCAUCCAAUUGGUAAAACAUUGCAUUGCAAUAAAAACCACAAGUUAUGAAGAGUGUCAUAAUCUAGCUUAAAAUGACCAAUGUGUUGAUCCUUGGCAAGUAAAUGGCGUCCAGAGUGAGAGAUGCUGUAGUCUGGUACCAGAAGAAGAUUGGGGCCUAUGAUCAACAGAUAUGGGAGAAAUCAGUAGAACAAAGAGAAAUCAAGGGCCUGAGGAACAAGCCAAAAAAAACAGGACAUGUGAAACCAGACCUCAUAGAUGUUGACCUUGUGAGAGGGUCAGCAUUUGCUAAAGCUAAACCGGAAAGCCCAUGGACCUCACUGACCAGGAAAGGGCUUGUACGAGUGGUGUUCUUCCCCUUCUUCUUUAGAUGGUGGAUACAAGUGACGUCAAAAGCCAUCUUUUUCUGGCUUCUAUUUCUGUACCUCCUUCAAGUUGCAGCAACAGUGUUAUUUUUCACCAAUCCCCAAACACACAACGUCCCUGUAACAGAGGUGUUUGGUCCUAUCUGGUUGAUGUUGAUGCUGGGGACCGUUCACUGUCAGAUUGUGUCAACGCGCACUCCCAAACCCACUCCCAGUAGCGGAGGGAAGAGGAGAAGGAAGUUAAGGAAAGCAGUACAUUUGGAGGUGCAUAGGGAAGGAGAUGGCUCUAGCACUACAGAUAACACACAGGAGGGGGUGCUGCACUGCUCCAGUUCUGUCUCCACUUACAGCCUUGGCACUUUCUUCAGAGAUUUCUGGCAUGAUUUCUUUAAACCAGGAUCCAAGAAGACCAAGCUAUCCAUUGAUAAGUCGACAGAGACUGACAAUGGCUAUGUGUCUCUGGACGGAAGGGUGACCAGCAAGAGCAGUGAGGACGGGAACCAGCUCCACGAGCCCCACUGUGAGGUCCUGAGGCCUGAGGAAGGAUGCUGGAGCACAGGAGGAGCUACCAGACACAUACAUCACCAUGCAACUCAGCAUAAGGAUGUUCAGAGAAUGAUAGAGCAUGCGUCUGACGAGGUCUCGAGCGAGGAGGACCCUGAAACCGGGUACAGUCUUGGCCGGCGUAAUGUUGAGCGCACAUCGAGUGACUACGCACUGCGCAACAGAAAGCCUCACCACUACAAGAAACACUACCCUGCUGAGGAGGCUCCUAAGUCUGGUACUGGCUGCAGCUCUCGAUGCACUAGGUCCCGUCAGGACUCUGAGAGCAUACGGCAUGAGUCAGAGACAGAGGAUGUGCUGUGGGAGGACUUCCUGCACUGUGCAGAGUGCCGCUCCUCCUGCACUAGCGAGACCGACGCUGAGAACACCAACGUCUGCACAGCCAGCAAGAAGGAGUUCAGAGACGACCCCUUCCAUCAGGUCUGUGACAAUGAUUCUAGUCACACUCCUUGGAUUCACAGCUCUAAUCCAGGUCUUGAAAGAGUGAGCGCUAUAGUGUGGGAGGGGACCGAAUGUAAGAAAGCAGACAUGUCUGUUCUAGAGAUCAGUGGGAUGAUUAUGAACAGGGUGAACAUCUACACUCCAGGAAUAGGUUACCAGAUAUUUGGCAACUUGGUGUCUUUAUUCCUCGGACUGACCCCCUUUGCAUACAGACUCUUCCAGUACAAAGACCUGGAGCAGCUUGCCACUCUUUCCACUAAUGAACUCUUUUCUAUUGCAUUUGGCUCCAGCCUCGAUGUCAUGGUUGUUUCAAUGGUGAUAGUCAGCUUUGUGGUUCGAGUUUGUCUCAUUUGGCUCUUUUUCUUUCUUCUGAGCGUCGCGGAGCGUACGUACAAGCAGAGAUUACUUUUUGCCAAGCUUUUUGGCCAUUUAACUUCUGCAAGAAGAGCCAGAAAGUCAGAGGUUCCCCAUUUUCGUUUAAAGAAAGUGCAGAACAUUAAGAUGUGGCUCUCGCUUCGCUCGUAUCUGAAGAGACGGGGCCCGCAGAGAUCUGUGGAUGUAAUAGUUUCAUCUGCAUUUUUGCUGACUCUCUCAGUGGUGUUUAUCUGCUGUGCACAGCUGCUGCAUGUCCACGAGACAUUCUUGGAGUGUCACUACAAUUGGGAACUGGUGAUCUGGUGCAUUUCCUUAUCGCUCUUUUUGCUGCGGUUUGUCACGCUGGGAUCAGAAACAAGCAAAAAAUACAGCAAUACCUCCAUUCUACUUACUGAACAGAUUAACCUGUACCUGAAGAUGGAGAAGAAACCUAACAAAAAAGAUGAACUGAUUUUGGUGAACAAUGUGCUGAAACUGGCCACCAAAUUGCUGAAGGAGCUGGAUACCCCAUUCAGAUUGUACGGACUGACCAUGAAUCCUUUACUUUAUAACAUUACUCAGGUGGUUAUCCUGUCUGCUGUCUCUGGAGUCAUUAGUGACCUCCUGGGUGUUAAUCUGAAGCUCUGGAAGAUCAAAUCAUGACAGCCAACUAAAUGAAUAUUUCAUUACCUUCCGAUUUUACUGAACGGAGAAAGCAGCAAAAACUGACUCUGGGCUACAGAAACGGUGGCCUAUCCUCAGACACAUCAAAGUGCUUACAUCUGAGACAUUUGUGCAAUUUCAAUAUUUAUUGUACCCAUUCAGUGUUUUACUUUAUUUUGCACUUGUUUUAUUUACUGUUUUUAAUUGCAAGUGUUACUCUGUAAUGGUGAGCAAACAGAGUCGAAAGAGAGUUGAUAAUUACCAGCAGCUUGUUUUGUUAGGUUUAUGGCACCUGACACUUAGAAAACAAAAAUAGUUUACACUAGAAACUUUCAGUUUAAAGCACAGCUGUUUCUGACUUUACUGUCUUCAGUCGGACUUCCUUCGUUAUCACCAUGCAGUGUGGUACAAUAGCUCCUACACUGCAGCCUCCAUUUUUGUAGAUGUAUCCUCAGGGAGAAUAUACAGUAAAUGGCAAGGUAUUCUGAGUAGUGUUUUUGCUCCCGUUCACUGGCCUACAGCUGUGUUUUUAAACUGUGUGGACAUACAGUACUAGUAAGGGGUGUAGAUAUGACUCUUGGCUUAAAAUUAAUUUAGUUUUUUUUAACAAACAGCAACAAAACCAAAGACUGGACUUCUAAAUAGGACUUUCGCGCUCUAGUUAGUAUGUGUAGCUGAGCUUUCAUUUUACCAGACUACCUAUUUAAUAUUAAAAAUAAAAGUCUGCGCUGACACAAAUCUGCUACUAGAGGGAGGCGAGCAGAGGGUUGUGUUUCAGGUUGUAUUUUAAAUCUGUUUAUUUAUUUGACGUAUUUUCUACUCUCCCCUUUUUCUGCUUCAUAUAAAUUGCAGAAAACAAUCGCUGUUACGAUGUUAAAUGUAAGUGGUGUCAUGUUUUUUGUUGCUGGUGGUUGGAAGAAUUGUGAAAGCAGGUGUAUUUAUAAAAGCUGUGUUUUUUUUUUUUUAUAUAUAUAAAAUAAACAGACAACCAAUUACCCUACAAGCCUUUGCUAUACACAGAGAAUAAGCUAGAAUAAUGCCGAUCUACAAACAACUUAAACUGCCUUUGUUUCCUAGAGCUUCAUUUACCAACGCAUUUCGCAUACAACUUUCAUUAAAACAUAUUGUGGCUGA